UGUUUUUGUUUGUAGAGUGCACUUGGCUUAGCUCGUGUUCGUUUUAGGGUGUGGGGUGUGGACUAUAGGAGCAAGGGAUUGGGUGGUUGUUGGGCACGCGACACGCUUACCUGCUUUAGGGGUUGUUGUUGCCGCGGAGUUGCGCAUUGUUCGCAUUGCUUGCCCCGUCGUCUUUCACUUGCCGACUGUCGAUUUGUGGUGCCUCAAAUGGUUUAAUUGCAAACGCAACGUGCUCGUUUAUUGAUUUUUGAGACUCGCGACUCCAACAUUGAUUCGUUUGCCAGCAUGAGUGUAAAGUCGAGCGCAAGGAUUAAGAAACGGCGCUCCGCCGAAGCGGCUGCAGCAACUGCGUCAACUGUCACAGGCUCGGGCUCCUUUGCCGCCAUCGGCAGUCAGCAGCGCCUUGGACUUUCCGCAGGCGGAAGCAGCAGCAAUAACAACACAAGUUUGGGCAGCAGCAACAAUAAUGCAACAUCAAAUGGCAACCAACAGCAGCAGAUCAACAAGAAGCACAAUUUUGUGGGACGCAAUCCCAACUUCGACACGGACGAGACCAAGUUGCUCAUACAACUAUGGGGUGAUCCAAAAUUGCAGCGCACUCUGAUAACCACACACAAGAAGCAUGCGGUCAUCUGUCAGCUGGCAGCCAAGAUGCAAGAGUAUGGGUAUCAUCGUUCGCCCGAAGAGAUCACUACACGCAUCAAGAAUCUCAAAUGCUUCUACAAUCGCCUCAAGAAGGACAAGGAAUGCGGCUUGACGGGUGAAACGGAACCCAGCUGGAAGCAUUUCGCUGAAAUGGAUGCCAUAAUGACGCGACCCAUAUUCAGUGUGCGUCCAAACGAGGUGCCGGCGCCAUCUCUAAAAUAUCAGCUGGAGCAGGCGCUCGAGGAGCAUGCGGAGCGGCGCAAGCGGAGACAAGAAAAUGGUGAAGAGAUGACGGACAGUGACAAUGAGGAGGAUGACAUGUUGCUCUCAUCGCUGGUGCCCAAUGGCAAAAACAAACGGGAUGCACCAGUCAAUGAGGGCAAUGCUGAUGUGCAGCUGGAUAUGGAUGCCAGCGAGGAGACGUUUGUUGUGCAUGCCGGCGACAAACGAGCGGCCGCCAAGCGACGUAAGCUUUCCUCAGAGCCCGAGCUCGAUGUGGAUGAAACGGCAGCAAAGGAGACGCCACGCAUUAAGACUGAACAGCAGGAGCCAGCCACAGAGUCAACUACAACUGUAACUGCAACUACAACAGGAGCAACAGCAAGCACAGCAACUGUUGCUGCACCAACAGCAGCUGCAACUGAGGUGGAAGAGGAUGAUGACUGCAUGCUGUUGCCAUUGCCCAAAGAGGAGCCCAUCGAUGUGGAUGCCGUGGACGAGGCAAACGAAUUACCACCAAACACAGCUACAACUGCAGCAGCGCCUGCCACACGCGGUGUGAUGCCGACGUUAGCGGACAUGCUGCAGCUGCCCAAAGCCACCAAUCUGCUGCCGUUCAGUGGCGCCAAUGUUAUCAUACCGGCCAAUAGCAUCAGCAAUAGCAUUGCCCAGCUCAACAGUACAGUAUCCACCAGCAAUAGCAAGCUAACCGCUGGGAAGAUCUCGCUGGUGCCCACCAAUUUCCUUAUGCAACCCAAACCCACGAGCAAUGCUACAGCGGCCAGCAAAGGUGUCUCUGUAGGCACAGCUUCUGGCACACAGCUGCAAUUGCUUCAGAGUGCCAUCAAUCAGGGUGCACGCUUGAUGAUUAGCGGCGCAGCGCCAACGCCAGUCCAGGCGGCGGCCAACACGGGUCUAGUGACGGGACCCGGUGGCGUUAAGUUCGUGCUGGUGAAUGCGGAGCAGGCAGCCGCCGCCAAAGUGGCCGCCACAGUCAAAACGAGUGCCGGAACAGUGGCCACAGCAGCAUCCUUGCCACACCCACAGCAGCAGCAGCCACAACAGCAGACUAAGCUGCUGCAGCCAAGUGAAUAUAAUCAGCAACUUGUUCAACAACAGCAGCAGCAGCAGGCAGUACAGCAGACGCCUGCACAGCCGCAGCAGCAACAGCAAGAGAAGAAGGAGGAGAAGCGUCGCGCACAGGAAAAGGCACGAGAGGAGCAACUGUCAAAGCGUCACAUGACAACAAUGCGUAUCAUGUUGCGUCAGUUGCUCAAUGCCCAGAACGAAGCCAAUGAGAUACAGCACAAUCGUCUCUCGCUGGAACGUGAACGUCUCGAUUGGGAAAAGUCAAUGGGUGAACGCAUCAUCACCUUGCUGCCGAGCUUGUUGCAACCAGCGGCUGCUGCAGCAUCGGUAGCAACUGCAAACGCUGUGCAACCGACUGCCACACAUCAGUCACCGCAGUUCAUUGUAUCGGGCACAGCAGCUGGAACGGCAGGACAACGCUUGCAGCCACCCAAGCUGCUGUUUACCACCGCGUUGCCCAUGACCAAUGGCACAGUGUCCAUGCCACAUAUACUGACGCCAAGCAGUGCGCUGGCCACAUCGCUGCCCAAAGUAAUUGCAGCACCCGCCCCAUCCUCAUCAUCAUCCUCAGCAGCAGGGAGUACAUCUGCAGGAGCAACUGGUGGUGGUAGCAUUAUAGCGAAGCCAGUGGAGAUUUGCACUCAAAUUAAUGAUAUUCAACUAAUAACGCCCAAGCUGGAGAAAGAGGGUUAAAAAUGGUCAAUGUCCUAGAAUUUAGAUCUAAGCAUCGUUCACAGUGAUCUCUUUCUCCUUUAAACAGAUAAUACUCGAAUAAACUAUACAACAAAUGUGUUUAUUCCUAA
This is a messenger RNA of Drosophila nasuta, 2756 nucleotides long. RefSeq names its product AF4/FMR2 family member lilli. Gene Ontology annotation, cellular component: nuclear body. Gene Ontology annotation, biological process: positive regulation of DNA-templated transcription. The coding region runs from base 286 to 2646 and encodes 786 amino acids. Lineage: Eukaryota; Metazoa; Arthropoda; Insecta; Diptera; Drosophilidae. The transcript is spliced from 4 exons. The record is from RefSeq and is a predicted model, not a curated record.